Molecule: messenger RNA, 2733 nt
Organism: Clarias gariepinus (North African catfish)
Lineage: Eukaryota; Metazoa; Chordata; Actinopteri; Siluriformes; Clariidae
Gene: mcm4
Product: minichromosome maintenance complex component 4
Exons: 17
Coding region: 65-2602 (845 amino acids)
Biological process (GO): double-strand break repair via break-induced replication; mitotic DNA replication initiation; DNA replication
Cellular component (GO): nucleus; MCM complex
Molecular function (GO): ATP hydrolysis activity; single-stranded DNA binding; ATP binding
Source: RefSeq, a predicted model, not a curated record
CGAGCUCUUUUCGCGCCACGCGCUGUGUAUUUGUGGAGAAGCGUCCAGAACGUAAGCGGUCAAGAUGUCUUCACCUUCGUCCAGUGCACGGAAGCGCGGCAGGAGCAGCAACCCAUCGACUCCUGUUAGCGAAGGGCCUCGGACCCCACGAGUCCGUGGAUCCCAGGAGUCUUCCACUGGAGAUCUACAGCCCAUGCCCACCUCCCCUGGCACAGACAUGCAGAGCCCCGUCCCUCAGGACACCUCCCUCUUCUCCAGCCCUAUGCCCCGCCCCUCCGUCCCGCAGAGUGAACCGGACAUGAGCUCCCCGCUGAUUUAUGACACACCCAGUCGUGGGACUCCGGCCCGCCAGAGACCUGACCUGGGAUCAGUCCGGAAAGCGCCACAGGUGGACCUGAACUCCGAGCCGCCCUCAGGGGAUGCGACGGUAGCCAGCGAGCAGAAUGCCGGACAGAGACUCGUCAUCUGGGGCACUGACGUCAACGUGGGCACGUGCAAGGAGAAGUUCCAGCGUUUCCUUCAGCGAUUUAUCGAUCCUACCGCACAGGAAGUUGAGAACGCUAGUCUGGAUCUGAACGAGCCUCUGUACAUGCAGAAACUGGAAGAGAUCAGCGUGGUUGGGGAUCCUGUGUUGAACGUGAACUGUGGCCAUGUUCAGUCUUUUGAUGCUGAUCUGUACCGUCAGCUCAUCUGCUAUCCUCAGGAAGUGAUUCCAACCUUCGACAUGGCGGUCAACGAGCUGUUCCUUGAUCGCUUCCCUGAUUCCGUCCUCGAGCACCAAAUCCAAGUGCGCCCCUACAACGCGCUGAAAACACGCAACAUGCGCAGCCUCAACCCCGAGGACAUCGAUCAGCUCAUCACCAUCAGUGGCAUGGUGAUCCGCACGUCUCAGCUCAUCCCCGAGAUGCAGGAAGCGUUUUUCCGCUGUCAGGUCUGCGCCUUCAGCACUCGUAUAGAGGUGGACCGGGGCCGCAUCGCCGAACCCGCGGUGUGUCGAAACUGCAACACCACACACAGCUUGGCCCUGGUGCACAACCGCUCGGUGUUCUCUGACAAACAGAUGAUCAAGCUCCAGGAGUCGCCCGAGGACAUGCCCGCUGGUCAGACCCCCCACACCACCGUGGUGUACGCCCACAAUGACCUGGUAGACAAAGUGCAGCCUGGAGAUCGCAUCAACGUAACCGGUAUCUACAGGGCCGCGCCUAUGCGCGUGAACCCGAAGCAGAGCCAGGUGAAGGCCGUGUACAAGACCCACAUCGACGCCAUCCACUUCCGCAAGACAGAUGAGCGGCGCCUGCAUGGGCUGGACGAGGAGAACGAGCAGAAGCUGUUCUCGGAGGAGCGUGUGGCCAGGCUGAAGGAGCUCGCCAACAAGCCGGAUAUCUACGAGCGCCUCUCGUCCGCCCUCGCACCCAGCAUCUACGAGCACGAGGACAUCAAGAAGGGAAUCCUGCUGCAGCUGUUUGGCGGGACACGCAAAGACUUCAGCCAGACGGGACGCGGCAACUUUCGCGCCGAGGUUAACAUCCUUCUUUGCGGAGACCCCGGUACGAGCAAAUCCCAGCUGCUGCAGUACGUCUACAACUUGGUGCCCCGCGGCCAAUACACGUCCGGGAAGGGCUCGAGCGCGGUGGGUCUAACCGCCUACGUGAUGAAGGACCCGGAGACGCGGCAGCUGGUGCUGCAGACCGGCGCGCUCGUACUCAGUGACAACGGCGUGUGCUGCAUCGACGAGUUCGACAAGAUGAGUGACAGCACGCGCUCGGUGCUGCACGAGGUCAUGGAGCAACAGACUCUCUCCAUCGCCAAGGCUGGGAUCAUCUGUCAGCUCAACGCACGCACUUCCAUCCUGGCAGCAGCCAAUCCCGUGGAGUCUCAGUGGAACCCGAAGAAAACCACAAUCGAGAACAUCCAGCUCCCUCACACGCUUCUGUCCAGGUUUGAUCUGAUCUUCCUGAUGCUCGACCCUCAGGACGAGGCCUACGACAGACGUCUGGCGCAUCACCUGGUCUCUCUGUACUACCAGAGCGAGGAGCAGAUCGAGGAGGAGCACUUGGACAUGGCUGUACUCAAGGACUACAUCGCUUACGCACGCACAUACAUCAACCCCCGACUCAGCGAAGAGGCCAGCCAGACGCUUAUCGAGGCCUACGUGGACAUGAGGAAGAUCGGCAGCGGCCGGGGCAUGGUGUCGGCGUACCCGCGGCAGCUGGAGUCGCUGAUCCGACUCGCCGAGGCUCACGCUAAAGUGCGCUUCUCAAACAAAGUGGAGAACAUCGACGUGGAGGAGGCGAAAAGGCUACACCGAGAGGCGCUCAAACAGUCGGCCACUGACCCCAGAACAGGAUUCGUGGACAUCUCCAUCCUCACUACAGGUAUGAGCGCGACGGCACGCAAGCGCAAAGAGGAAGUGGCUCAGGCGCUGAAGAAACUCAUCCAGUCGAAAGGCAAAACACCAGCCAUGAAGUACCAGCAGCUGUUCGACGACCUGCGCGGCCAGUCCGAGGCUGCCAUCACCAAGGACAUGUUCGACGAAGCGCUCCGAGCUCUCACAGACGAUGACUUUUUAACGGUCACGGGCAAAACCGUGCGCCUGCUGUAAAUACUGCACUGAGGACUUCCUGGUCGACUUUUCACCGCGAUUCUGUAGAGCAUUUAUUAUUAUUAAUGAUGUUCAUAUAUAUGAAGACUUGUUUUUGUUUGUUUGCUAUUAAAAAGAUGUGUUGGUAGUUA